Molecule: messenger RNA, 2814 nt
Organism: Malus domestica (apple)
Lineage: Eukaryota; Viridiplantae; Streptophyta; Magnoliopsida; Rosales; Rosaceae
Source: RefSeq, a predicted model, not a curated record
AAGGUUGUGACCUUUUUUAUUUCUUUUCUACAUGUUUUGUCUUUUCUGCAUACUAAAUUACUUCGCGAUUUUUCCUAACAGUUUGAAUGGUGUCAAUAAAGCUUAUAUAACUUCACAUCACAUUGGCGUGAGAAUAUUUGUGAGAAGUGAGAAUUUCGUACGUGAUAUUGGCUUUAAGACAAUAGUUUCUCUUGACGAUGCUCUGGAGGUCUUGAAGUUAUGGAGGCGUGAAAAUGAAUUCCAGGCCAGCCUAGGGCAAAUGUUGAAAUUUUACACAUUAAUCUGGAAUGAAAUGGCUGCUUCAACGGAGAAAAUUGCAGAGGUUUUCCAUUCAGGACCUUCUAUAUUUAUUCCUUAUGCAUCUAGCUUCAGGCACGAGGAUGUGGUAUGUGGUACAUUGUUGUCCCCUGCAGAAGUAUACUGGCAUGAUUCCACGUCGUUUGUAGACCAAAUCAGAGAAAUUCAUCGUCAGUGCAGCUCAGCAGGUGUUGCUCAUGGCCCAUUGAUUAAGAUGCUUUGCAAUUUCUACCCAGGCCUUCAUGACUUCUUUGUUAACGUCUGUGGAGUACAUGAAACCCCUCCUCUCCGAAGCUACAUUCAGAUUUUGCUUCAUUUAUCAAAUGUUGCUUUGCCUUCACAAGCAGCUAGUGCAGUUUUUCAAGUUUUCCUGAAGUGGACUGAUGGAUUAAAAUCAGGAUUGAGUGCUGAGGAUGUUCUUUAUUUGAAAGAUUUGCUUACAAAGAUUGAAUGUACGGUGCUUCCUACUUUACAAGAUAAGUGGGUUUCUCUACAUCCGUCAUUUGGUCUUGUGUGCUGGUGUGAUGAUAAGAAAUUAAGCAAGCAGUUUAAGCACUUGGAUGGCAUUGAUUUUCUGUACUUGGGUGAACUGAGUAAAGAUGAUGAAGAGAUGCUAUGUACGAAAGUGUCCAUCCUCAUGCAGACUUUAGGGAUUCCUGCUCUUUCAGAGGUUGUAACUCGCGAGGCAAUAUAUUCUGGUAUCGAAGACUCUAGCUUUAAAGCUGCAUUGCUGGAUUGGGCUCUUCCAUAUGCUCAGCGGUACUUAAAUGGUGUACACCCAGAUAAAUAUUCUCAACUCAAGCAGUCUGAAUUUCUGAACUGUUUGCAAGUAGUAGUUGUUGAAAAGCUGUUUUACCGGAAUGUUAUAAAGGGUACUGGAAGUGAAUCCAAGAAGCAAGUUGAAUGUAGUUGCCUUCUGACGGGUAGCAUUUUGUAUACAACCCAAGAGUCAGAUUCUCACGCAUUAUUUCUGGAGCUUUCUCGUUUAUUUUUUAAUGGAAGUCCUGAACUGCACUUUGCAAAUUUCCUUCAUAUGAUCACAACCAUGGCAGAGUCAGGUUCAAAUGAGGAGCAGACAGAGUUUUUCAUCUUAAAUAGCCAAAAGGUGCCAAAGCUUCCUGAUGGUGAAUCUGUUUGGUCCUUGUCUUCUGUGCAUUCCUUAACGAGGAGUGAUAAACCACUGCAGACAAGUUCUAUUUCAACCGUAGUAAAUGAACAAAGCAGUUUGAAAUCCAAAAGCAAAGCAGCAACCUGGCCUCCUGUUGAUUGGAAAACUGCACCAGGGUUUGGUUAUGCUCGUGCAAAUGGUUUUAAGACGCAGGCACCAGGUUCACAGCCUAACACGGUUGUACAAAGUAAAUUGGGUGAUGAUUCUGAAGGUAUCAGCAGACAAACAGAUAAUUUGACACCUGUUUCGGUUGACACUAAUUGGACAAUUGAACAUUGUUCAGCAACAUCUGCAGCUUUAGUUUUGCCAGACUCCAAUCGUCUGCAAGAACAUUGUAGUGAGGCUGACAAUGAGGCUGACUUGUCAAUGCAUAUCCAGUUUGAUCCUAGUAGUUUUGGUCCUGUGUCUGAUGCUCCUGACUUUGGUUCAUCUAAUUUUAGCAAGAGAGAUCAGCUUAGAUUUGGUACACCCAAUUCGACACAAGCAAUUUUAACUGGGCGGCUAGGUGAGCUUGUUGCUUUUAAAUAUUUUGUUGACAAAGCUGGCAAGUCAGUUGUUAAGUGGGUUAAUGAACAUAACGAAACUGGGCUACCAUAUGACAUAGUUCUGGGAGGGAAGGAAAAUAGUAGAGAGUACAUUGAAGUUAAAGCAACCAAGUCUACAAGAAAAGACUGGUUUGAAAUAUCAAUGAGAGAGUUGCAAUUUGCGGUUGAGAAAGGUGAAGCUUUCAGUAUUGCACAUGUCGUUUUAUUGGAUAAUAAUGUUGCAAGGGUCUCAGUAUUCAACAAUCUUGCAAAAUUGUGCCAGCUUCACAAACUACGUUUGGCUGUCUUGAUGCCUGAGCAGCAGAAGGAAUUUUCCAUUGUUUCCCAGUCCUAAAAGGUACUUCAUGUGGUCUCUACUGCAUGCCCAAUUGGCCUAUCUCAGUUGAUGUGGCAGCGGACGAUCUGCUUAUUUAAUCGGAUUUUUUCACAUCAAAUUGGAAAGCCAUAGGCCAGUUGAUUUCCAACCAAAAGUUGACUUUUGGGUGAAAAUUGUGCUGGAGUUGAACAUGCCGGGAACUGUUCGUUCAAAAUUUUUAUCUGUGUGGUUCCUGCUGUCAGCCGGGAUUCUUCAUAUUUAUUCAAACAAUUCAGUCCCCUUCAUUGAUUUUAAUAGGAGUGGGAGUGAACUCUCCUCUGUGGUGUCUGUAUGUACAAUGGAUAGGAAAUGUCUCUGGCAACAAUGUAUAUAUGUACAGAAUUUACUUGGUUUUGUUAUCUGGAUGACAGUUGCUUAUCAAAGAUUUUGUACAGUUUUUUGACCACAGUAAAGAAAGUUGAGGACUUCAAGUUCUGCAUUUUAGGUUA